CUCAAGAGCCAGUAAGAAAACAUUUGGUCCAGAGAAUUUGAUACUGAUGCUUGUAUUACUGUUUUGGUACCAGCCUUCCGAUUCCUGUUUUCUAAAUAGAUGCAUUUUGGUAAUUUUUUCCCAUGUCAUAUUUUGGUGGGGACUGAGUGGAAGUGUUGAUGCAAACACUAAACUACUUAUCACACGGUAUCCAACCGAAGGAGCAAAGGGAGUUUUAUCAUGUAGAAUAUAUGCAAUAUCGGAAAAUGUUUUGGUCCAAUGGAAUCAUAAUGGCGUCGUGAUCAACUGUACAUUACCAUUGUCGACCUGCACUGCUAACCAAUUUUAUAGUGCAUCGAUAAGCCGAACCUUUUCUAACCUGACAGUUUGGAAGGCCAGCUUUGCAAGGGACGAUGGGUUGUGGACAUGCACUGUAAAUAAUCUAAAAACCAACGGCGCAUUUUAUGUUGUCACUGAACCUAAGAAAUUUGUGGUAAGAAACGAAAACAACUUGACCAGAAAUGAUUUGGCAAUGACAGCAGAAGCAUACUGUGUGUAUCCUUACAGUGCAGACAUAUUUUUUCUCUAUCAAGUAAAGGGCGAUCCACAUUUUCAGAUAUUUAAAAGACGAAAUUUAUCUUUAUAUUAUGAGGAUGGUAAAAAAUUUGGAUGUGACAAUAAUGAAUAUGUUUUGCGGGCGACAGGAAUGAUUAAACAAUCUGACUUCUCUAGUGAAUUACGCGUGAGGUUCAAAUUCCAGUACAUAUCGCUUAGCGGAAAAGAAUAUGAAACCAAGGCAUCAGACUUCUUCAAUUUUACUGACGAUCCUUGUAACUUCAUACCUUGCAAAAAUGGUGGACACUGCAUAGUUGAUGCAAAACUAGCCUACACAUGUAUUUGUGUAAAUUUCUUCAGUGGAAAACAUUGUGAAAAUUCACCACAAAAAGCAGAUUGCAGCAGAUAUCAAAAGAAUGACACGGGAAAAGUCUGUGUUUGGAUUAUCGUAUCUGCUGCAAUUGGUUUCAUCAUUAGUGUUAUUGUGUAUAUCAUCUGCAAGAAACAAAAGAAAGCAUGCUGUUCAUGUUCCUCGGUGGGACGUGAACCAAUUCCAACAGAACAAGACGAGCUUUAAAUUAAGCAUAUUAUUUGAUUGUGUGAUUAUCAAAUAUGACUUAUUAGUGCUAAAUCUAAAAAUGCCAUAUUCUUGACAAUAUAACUAAGAUACGUUUUUAAAUUAUCUUAAUCUUGGAUUACAAAAUAUCUGUUGUAUUGUAUCGUAUUGUUUACAUUGGAUUUCUUUGUUUCAUUGGAAAUAAGUAAAUAAAGUAAGUGGAUAAAAAGGAUAAGCAUAUGUGUGUGUCAGCUUUCAAAACUUGUGAAAUACGUUCUA
Molecule: messenger RNA, 1369 nt
Organism: Saccostrea cuccullata (small rock oyster)
Lineage: Eukaryota; Metazoa; Mollusca; Bivalvia; Ostreida; Ostreidae
Exons: 9
Coding region: 47-1111 (354 amino acids)
Source: RefSeq, a predicted model, not a curated record